AUGCUGAGCCGCAGCUCGUUCACCAGCCUGGUGGUGGGGGUGUUUGCCGUGUACGUAGCGCACACUUGCUGGGUGAUGUACGGCAUCGUCUACACGCGGCCCUGUCCGACGGCGGCGGCGGCGGCAGCAGCCGGGAGUGGCGCGGCGGGGUGCGUCUGGCCUUACCUGGCGCGGAGGCCGAAGUUGCAGUUGAGCGUGUAUACUACCACACGAUCAAACAUUGGUGCUGAGAGUAAUAUAGAUCUGGUUUUGAAUGUGGAGGAUUUUGAUAUUGAAUCCAAAUUUGAAAGGACAGUGAAUGUCUCUGUACCAAAGAAAACUCGAAAUAAUGGCACGUUAUAUGCAUACGUAUUUCUUCAUCACGCUGGAAUUUUGCCUUGGCAUGACAGUAAGCAGGUCCAUAUAGUCAGCCCACUGACCACAUACAUGGUCCCUAAACCAGAAGAGGUUAAUUUGCUCACUGGGGAGUCAGCCACACAGCAAAUUGAAGCAGAAAAACAGACUAGUGCUCUAGAUGAGCCUGUCUCUCACUGGAGGUCAAGAUUAACCUUAAAUGUCAUGGUGGAAGAUUUUGUAUUUGAUGGAUCCUCCCUCCCUGCUGAUGUUCACCGUUACAUAAAGAUGGUUCAGCUGGGGAAGACAGUGCAUUACCUUCCAAUACUAUUUAUUGAUCAGCUAAGCAACAGAGUGAAAGAUUUGAUGGUUAUAAAUCGUUCAACAACAGAACUACCUCUUACAGUGUCCUAUGACAAAAUAUCUCUUGGAAAACUCCGAUUCUGGAUCCACAUGCAGGAUGCUGUGUAUUCCCUACAACAAUUUGGGUUUUCAGAAAAGGAUGCAGAUGAAGUAAAAGGAAUUUUUGUUGAUACUAACCUCUACUUUCUGGCUUUGACGUUCUUUGUGGCAGCAUUCCAUCUUCUUUUUGAUUUUCUUGCGUUCAAAAAUGACAUCAGCUUUUGGAAGAAAAAGAGGAGCAUGAUUGGGAUGUCUACAAAAGCAGUGCUUUGGCGGUGUUUCAGUACUGUGGUAAUAUUUCUUUUCCUUUUGGAUGAACAAACAAGUUUAUUGGUACUGAUCCCAGCAGGCAUUGGUGCAGUGAUUGAGCUCUGGAAAGUGAAGAAAGCUUUGAAAAUGAAAAUCAAGUGGCAAGGCUUGAGACCCAAAAUUCAGUAUGGUACAUACAAUGACUCUGAAAAGAAAACUGAGGAGUAUGAUACCCAGGCUAUGAAAUAUUUGUCAUAUUUGCUCUACCCACUGUGUAUUGGAGGUGCAGGUUACUCCUUGUUGAAUGUCAAAUACAAAAGCUGGUACUCCUGGUUGAUUAACAGUUUUGUCAAUGGAGUGUAUGCAUUUGGAUUCUUGUUCAUGCUGCCCCAACUCUUUGUAAACUACAAGAUGAAAUCUGUUGCACACUUACCAUGGAAGGCUUUCACAUACAAAGCAUUCAACACCUUUAUUGAUGAUAUAUUUGCUUUUAUCAUCACAAUGCCAACAUCUCAUAGGCUGGCGUGCUUUAGAGACGAUGUCGUGUUCCUGGUCUAUCUCUACCAAAGAUGGCUUUAUCCUGUGGAUAAGAGCAGAGUGAAUGAGUAUGGAGAAUCUUAUGAAGAAAAGCCAAAAAAAAAAGCUCACAGAGAAUAAGAACUGAAGAAGAUUCUGACCCUUGGACUCUUACUGGCUUCAUGUAUUAUGUGGUCUCAAGGAAAAACUUAUUUAAUAAGAGUAUUUUUAAAGCUUAUGACAGAACUACAUGGACAGUACUUCCUCUAUAUUGCCAAAACCUAGUUUUGAUAUCCUCCUAUUUCAAGAUCAUCUUCUGUCCACAAAAAGUCCACAAUCUGCCAGAUGUCAUUAAACAAACUUCCUGCAUUUGAACUUCUUUUCCAUGAAAACUUAAGUGUCCUGACCUUUGUAAUUAAUAUUCAAAUCUGUUUUUAAGACAACUCACCAGCUGAAAGUGUGAUGCCCAUGGGACUAGCCUACGAAAAGUGAAAAAGAAACAAGCCAGUGGGUUAGAGCAGAAUCAAGCAUUAUUGCCAAACUAGAGGCUGUCAAAAAUAAAACAUACAGUGUCAGGCUAUAUGUUAAUUAUAAGUCAUUCUCCUUUGAUAAUGGAUAUAAUGGAAAUUCUGCUGAUCAUGAGUAAAGUUUUACGUUGUGCAUUUAAGUUCAGAGCUUAAAAAAACAAUUGUUGGAAAUAACACUAUGAGACAGGUGGGGUUUGUUAAAAUUCAAAUUCUGCUGCAUUCUUAGCCCAUAUGUGGCAAAAGGUUUUGGUCAUCUUGAACUGAAUGAACAUGAGAAAACUUAACAAUUUCUAUCAAUAUGUGUCCAAGUUUACAUAAAUCCUUCUGCACUGUCGACAGAACCUCUCAUGUCUUGGCAUAGCAGAUACUCACAUAAUGCAAACCAUUGUUAUGUGCUAGGAAAGUCUCUUAACACAUCUUAAAUUCUUAAUGUUGUGGUACCCCAGUGACCUACUAGGCCAGUUCUCUCGUGUUUCAAAGGGAAUUACUCUGUAGUUUUUCCCCUCUCCCUCCCAAUCCAUAUUUAUAAUGUGAAACACAUCAUUCAAGUGGAGUGAUUUUAGUCAAGUACAGCACAGGUUCAACAAACUACUUGGCUACAGAGCAAAAUGUCCAGCCUGGUGAAGAACAGCUGUCUUCCAAUCACACAAUUUAAAAUCUGUAUUCCAUGGGAACAGUUGAAUAAGGGAAGUAUUUUCAUCUGUUGUUUUCCAUUUAGUAAAAUUCAAGUUUACUUAUUAUACCAAAAUUCAGAGUUCAUAGGUGUAUGCAGAAGCAAUGGCUCUAGAUUUUUAAAAGCAAAUUUCUUAAUAGCAUUAAGUGAA
Molecule: messenger RNA, 2851 nt
Organism: Indicator indicator
Lineage: Eukaryota; Metazoa; Chordata; Aves; Piciformes; Indicatoridae
Gene: CLPTM1L
Product: CLPTM1 like
Exons: 17
Coding region: 1-1641 (546 amino acids)
Cellular component (GO): membrane; endomembrane system
Source: RefSeq, a predicted model, not a curated record